This is a messenger RNA of Podarcis muralis (Common wall lizard), 1592 nucleotides long. NCBI's taxonomy places the organism in Eukaryota, Metazoa, Chordata, Lepidosauria, Squamata, Lacertidae. The record is from RefSeq and is a predicted model, not a curated record.
UAAGGGCACUUGGUGGAGCCCAAAGAACACAUCAUGACCUUACAACACCCAGCUGCUGGAGGUGCUGUUUUAGUAUCUCCUCCAAAAGUGAAGUCUUCACCCUCGCUGCAUGUGAGGCAGGGGUCUUCAGAAAAGCAUGCCUUGGCAAGUCAAAUCUCAAGGGAAGACUUGAAAAGAACAUCUAACAGGGUGGAUGACAAGGAUACGCCACUGAGUCCUUCCCCAGCUGCUGGGCUGAAAACUGUGGAUCCUUUGCCUCUGAGGAAAGAUCAAUGGUGCAGCCGAGAAUCGUCAGGUGCAAGAAGCUCUCCAGCUUCAGCAUAUUCAGGGCAGACAACAAAAGUUCCUGGCUUAAAAUCAGCCAAGGAUGCUUCUUUGCCCUAUUGGAGUCCAUCGUGCCGCAUUCAAGGAAUGCUUAGGGAUCCUGAGUUUCAGCAUAACGGUGGUGUUGCAAGCCCUAAAAGGAGCUGGAUGCAAUUACCACUUCAGGAGAGAAACUAUAAUGAUGAAGAUGAUGAUGACCGAUUGUCCCAGCUAUCUGCUCGAUCUGCUGCUUCUAGUUCGCUGGCAUCUCAGGUUCUGGAACGAGCGCAGAGGAGAAAGGAGAACUUCUGGGGCAAAAUGUGAUUGUGUUCAGCUAUACUCCUGAAUUGUUUUGGUAUUUUAAUACCAAUUUGUGGAAAUUAUUUGAGGCUGAAUUCUGGUUGUUUGCACUUACCACUUUGGUAAAAGGGUCCCAUAUAGGAAAUGCUGGAUAUUCACAUCCCCUUAUCUUGGAUAGGACAGGGAUAGAUGACCUGUGAUCCUUUGGGAGUUUUUGCAUGACAGCUCCACUCUGGUCAUUGGCCGCACUGGCUGGGACUGAUGAGAGCUUAGAGUCCAGCAACAUCUAGAGGUCACAGGCAAGGUUCCUGCUGGCAUGGGUUCUGGGAAUGCACAACCUGUCUUAGAUUUGAGCUCUACCUCAUUUGGUCACAAAUGUUUUUAGCUAGAGCAGUGUCAGUUUUGUUCAAAUGGCAUUAUAGCAGAGAAGUGUUCAUCUUCAUCCAUCACAAAGAGGAGAUCGUCAAGUAUUCCCAGUGAAGUAAGAGUAACUAACAUGAAGGAUGAACCCAGGUGUAGGUUGCCAGCAACCUUCAUUGAUUCCUGACCUCAGCAUUUCUUCAUCUCUUCUGGCACUCACUGAGCCCCAAAAUCCUUUAAUCCCACCCAGCAUAUUCAUAUAAAUAAGUCAGAUUCCUCGUGUCAGAUUCAUCAGCACUGAUCUUUAUGCUCCAAUGCAGUCUUGGCAUUUACCCAAAGCUAUUAUGGACCUAACAUGAUUUUUACUUGGUCAUGUCUGUGCAGGUUCCAACAGGAAUCAAUGUAGCUUCUGUGGCUGCCUUGGCAAUACCAACCUGAGUCAGUUUUCAUUAUGAGAGUACCAAGUAAGAGACAACCACAAAAGUUACUCUCAUGACCCAACACCACAGCAUCCUGUUACUUUGGUUCUGUCCUCAAUAUACAUUCCAGUGUCACUCCCCUUCACCUGUUAGCAGUUUUAUCAUAAAGACGAAGCUAAAUCUCAGUCCCUAAUACUCCAGGUAAUGAAG